AUGGGAAGGUGGGGCUUGCGGUUUCCGGGUGCACUCCGAAUUUACGGUGGAAGGUGGGCCCGACCUGACGGCGAGACCCUCUCGCGCAACCCCUUCUCGUGGAACCGCCGCUUCGGUCUCCUCUUCAUCGACAACCCGCUCAGCACCGGCUUCAGCGCGGCACUGCUACCGGCCGACAUCUCCACGAACCAGUCCGUCAUUGCCGCGCACAUCCUCGCUGCGCUGCAGUCCUUCUACGCCCUCGACGACCUGACCUUCCGCGCGCGGCCCUUCUUCCUCACCAGCAAGAGCUACGCGGGCAAGUACAUCCCCGCGGCGUGGGCGCACAUCCUGGACGCGAACCGGGCGCUGCCGGAGGUGCAGCGCGUGAACCUCCGCGGCGUGGCCAUCGGCAACGGGCUCACGCACCCGGUCGCGCAGGUGGUCACGCACGCUGACUCGGCCUACUUCCUGGGCCUCGUGAACGCGAGGCAGAAGCGGGAGCUGCAGGAGGCGCUGCAGUCCGAGGCGGUGUCGCUGACGCUGGCCGAGCAGUGGGUCGCGGCGGCGGACGCGCGUCUGGUGCUGUCGUGGCUGCAGAACAUGACGGGGCUGACUACGUUGUACGACUACGCGAACCAUCGGGACUACGCGACGGACGCCGUGGGCACGUUCCUGAAUCGCGCCGAGGCCAAGUCCGCGCUGGGCGCGCGCGGGUACGUGGCGUGGGAGGAGUGCAGCGACGCGGUGGGCACGGCGAUGCACGGCGACGUGAUGCGCAGCGUUGUGCCGCAGGCGGAGUCGCUGCUGCGGCGCACCCGCAUGCUGCUGUACCAGGGCGUCCGCGACCUCCGGGACGGCGUCGUGUCCACUGAGGCGUGGCUCGCCGGGGUGCGCUAG
This is a messenger RNA of Miscanthus lutarioriparius, 879 nucleotides long. The record is from the annotation of a GenBank genome assembly. Lineage: Eukaryota; Viridiplantae; Streptophyta; Magnoliopsida; Poales; Poaceae.